AUGCCACGUGAUGAAGAUAAAUCUGAAACAGAAGUUUCUGAUACCAAAUGUUCUGACAAUUCAGCUGGUUCUUUAGAUUAUAAAAUUCUUCAAGACCUACUAAUAAUUGAAAAUGUCUCCCCUCUGCCUGAUUCUGGUUCUGAAAUAUGUGAGAUUGAUUCUGACUCAGAUAGAGGCAUUGGUUUGGACUAUGAUUUAGAACAACAAUGGCAAGACUCUGAUUCCGUAAUAUGGGGAAUGGGUUCAGACUCAGAAAUGUGUCCCAUACCCUCAGACUCUGUGAAACACCUGCUAGAACCAGAAAGAUACCCGAGGGCUUCAGAUUCUGUAAAAGACCUGAUGGAGUCAGAGCAACACUUAGUGGAAGUUGAACAAUUUCAGGUGGACUAUGACUCUCUGAAAUACUGGGGUGAUUCAGAUUCAGAAAAAUGUUUGGAAUAUUCUGACUCUGAAAAAUGUUUGAUGGACUCUGACAAUGAAAGACCUGAGAUAGCCUCAGAUUCAGAAAAAUGCCCCAUUGCUUCUGUGUCUGUGAAACAUCUGAAGGCAGAAAAAUUCCAAAUGGCAUCAGAUUCUAUAAAGCGCAUGAUAGACUCUGAAAGAAGUUUGAUGGAUAUUAAACAACACUGUAUUGUUUCUGAGUCUGAGGAGUAUGUGGUGGAUUCCAGCAUGGAAAAGGAUAAAAUUGGUUCAGCUUCCGCAUCUGGUGUACAUCUUACAGGGAAAGAAAAAUACCAGGAGAAGACUAGAUCUAAGAGGUAUAGAAUGGACUCGGACUCUGAACCAUGCAACGUUGACUCGGCCUUAGAAAGACAUGCACUGGCUACAGCAGCUGCAAAAUGUCUCGUGGGGACUAAAAUAUACCAGUUGAGUACUGAUACUGAGGGACACAGGAUGGAUUUUUCGUCUGAAAGGCACACAAUGGACUUAGAUUCUGAAAGCUUAGGAAGAGCCUCUGAUUCAGUGAAACACAUGAUGAAAGCUAAACGUUGCCAGAGUAAACCUGAAUUGGAAAGAUUCUGGAUGGACCUCAAGUGUGAAUCUGAAAAAUCUUUGACUGACUCUGAAAGGCAACAGUUGGAGUUUGACUAUGAUAGAUGCAGGGAUAGCUCUAGAAGAUAUCAACAUCCAUCUGCAAGAUUCCAAGGUAGCUCUGAAAGAUGUCAGGUUGACUUUAAAAAACAAUGGGAUAACUUUGAGAGCCAUCAACUAGACUCCAAUUCUAAAAAGCAUCCAGCAAAUUCUGAAAAUGAAAAAUCUAAUGAGUUUGAAAAUGAAAGACACAUGAUGGAGAGAGAGGGUGAACAGUGUCUGAUACAGUUUGAAAACAAGAGACUUCAAUUGGAUGAAGAGCAAGAAAAUUAUGGCAUAGUUUCUGACUGUGAAAAAGAGCAACAGAUUACGCCAGACAAUGAAAGACAGCACCUUGACUCAGAAAAUGAAGCACAAAGGCUUGGUGCUCGCAAAAAGGAUAAUCGUCCACCCGGUUUUUGGAGGCCUGUUUUCCUGUCACCUCCAUUUGGCCCAGCAAAGAAAACUGAAGAAAAACACUCUCUGCAACAAACUGGUAACAAAGCUCAGAUGUGUCUUUUAUAG
Molecule: messenger RNA, 1596 nt
Organism: Pipistrellus kuhlii (Kuhl's pipistrelle)
Lineage: Eukaryota; Metazoa; Chordata; Mammalia; Chiroptera; Vespertilionidae
Exons: 3
Coding region: 1-1596 (531 amino acids)
Source: RefSeq, a predicted model, not a curated record